GCGUGCGAAAUCCCGAGUGCGGUUUCAGUUUGCGAUAUGUGCAAGAGAGCUAGGGAUAUGUGUCAGAGCUUGUUACUCCGGCUAAAUUAGGUAAUUUUUAGCUGGGUAACGUGCUAAUCUUUAAACCUUUAUGUCUUUAAAUCCUGCGUAUGUCUGGUCUCUUCAUACAAAAGUGUAUUUUGCUUGUUUCUUCUCGUCUUCUUCAGUCUGAAGCCUUAUGUAGGUCAGGCUUGGCUUAAGCAGAUUUCCUGAACCUGCGUCAGCUUAAGCUGAAGGAAUUUUAAUAAACCCUCCCUUGUAGGCGUGGGCCUAAAUGAGACUAGCCUAGUUAAGCCUGAUCUUUUUCUGUUUGUGAAAAAGAGCUGAGCAGAGCUAGGGACUGCAUGGUGGCUUCAGGAACGGCUUCCUUAAUUCAGAGCUAACAAUGGUCGGGAAGGCCAGAUCUUCUAAUUUCACCUUAUCUGAAAAGCUCGAUUUGCUAAAACUCGUGAAGCCGUACGUUAAAAUUCUCGAAGAACACACCAAUAAGCAUUCGGUCAUAGUGGAAAAAAACAAAUGCUGGGAUAUCAUAGCUGAUAACUACAAUGCCAUCGGAGUAGAUCGCCCUCCUCGUACCGCACAGGGCCUGCGCACGCUGUACAAGAGGCUCAAAGAAUAUGCCAAACAGGAGCUAUUGCAGCAAAAGGAGACGCACUCCGAUUGUAAAAGCAGCAUUUCCGAGCCAACCAAGAAAGUUGUGGAGAUGAUUCCACAGAUUUCCAAUGUGUGUUUAAGAGACAGGAGCGGUGUACAAAGCGCUAGUAUCGAUAAAGAAACAAUUGCUGGUACCAGUUCACCACAGGCAAUGUUGGAUCACCAUCCCGCGACGGUCAUGAUGGAGUUGCAGCCGGAAGAGGAUGUCAAACCUCCUCCUUCUUUGAUGAUAGACUCACAGCAAAGUGAGAACCUAGAACAAGAGGAAGAACACCAGCUGGUGCAUAUUAUGGAAAGGUCUCCUUCAACAUCGGUGUCCUCAGUUGACAUGAGAGUUAUGAUGUCUCCCUCUCCUGUACCAAGAAGAGAUGAGUUUUUUAGGCUUGAGGUUGGAGAACGCUUUAGACCAAUGUGUGGGUCUGACCCACAGAUGCUGCAAAUGCUGAAAGAAGAGCAUCAGAUAAUAUUAGAAAAUCAAAGAAAGAUUGGGCUUUAUGUCCAAGAAAAAAGGGAUGGUUUGAAAAGAAAGCAGCAGCUGGAGGAAGAACUGUUGCGAACAAAAAUCAAAGUAGAGAAGCUGAAGGCAAUACGAUUACGCCGUGAUCUGCCAGAAUACAGCAGUAUCUAAAUAGUUUAUUACUUCUGUCAUAUCCCUUGAAAUAAUAAUAAAUACUUUUACCCUAGCAAAGUUGUUCCUUAUGUUAAUAUGGAUGGAUCAAAAUGUGGUCUUCAAAGAUGAGAGCAUAUUUUCCAUGUUGUUGUAUAUGUACCUUAAUAAAAAUGCCUUGUAUGGGCAUGAGUGUACCACCUCUUCUGAAGUAUAAUCAAAUCCUGUAGAUUUAAGUGGUUGGAUGAUAAAAAUCCCAACUUCUUAAAUAUUUCCACUUCUCUCUAAUAGAAACGUGAUGACCUAACAGCAAUUUAGCCCAAUUCUUUU
Messenger RNA from Oxyura jamaicensis (ruddy duck), 1630 nucleotides. RefSeq names its product fibrinogen silencer binding protein (gene FSBP). The transcript has 2 exons. The coding region runs from base 425 to 1321 and encodes 298 amino acids. NCBI's taxonomy places the organism in Eukaryota, Metazoa, Chordata, Aves, Anseriformes, Anatidae. The record is from RefSeq and is a predicted model, not a curated record.